Molecule: messenger RNA, 1038 nt
Organism: Ordospora colligata OC4
Lineage: Eukaryota; Fungi; Microsporidia; Ordosporidae
Exons: 1
Coding region: 1-1038 (345 amino acids)
Source: RefSeq, a predicted model, not a curated record
AUGGAUGAAUAUAUUGGCACACAGCUAUUAUUUGAGACAUCGAAAGGGAUUGUGAGUGGAAUAUUGAAGACUGUGGAUGAGGAUACAGGAAAGCUAGUGGUUGAUGGAGGAGGAGAUGUGAGGGAGGUUUUUAUUGAGGAUGUUCUAAAGCUUGAGAUUGUUAAAGAAGGACACUAUAAGCCAAGGAGAGAUAGCAAGACGGAGGAUAAACGUGGAAUGGAGGAUGUGUUUCUAGCACUGCCUGAACAAGUAGCGGUGGCCAGCAGAAGUGUUUCUGAAUCAUGCAGUGUGAGCCGAGGAGGAUCUGACGUGGAUUCAGAAAGAGAGCAAGGGAUUAAGAGUCUACACAAGAAGGCUGAAGAUGGAUGCAUAGAGAAUGAAGAUAACUGUAGUGCCUCAGAAAAGAUUGGAAUAAAUGGAAAGGAUGGAAGAUAUGCGCCAGAAACAACAGAAAGCAUCUAUUACGGAAUGAUGAGCCGAGCAUUUUCACACUUUGGGCCACUUGAAGAAGAGUUCUCGUCAAUUGCAGCAAGACAGGCAUAUCGUGUGUUUUCGACAUACUUCGGAAGUUCUACUGAGAAGGUUGAAAUAUUUAUUGCAGGAGAUGAUGUUUUUUCAUGUGUAGGAUACAUUCUUGCAAGACUACUGCUACAUUCUGGAAAGAAGCCUUUAGUUAUUUGUAACCAGCAAUAUAUAAGAAAUUCGAAAUACAGACAGUCAUAUAUAAACUCUGGAGGAGCCAUAUGCACAUCCUCUCAGGAUCAGGCAUGCGUAUAUGUAUUUGCAUGUAAUAAAGCAUUGAUACAUGUACAGGAGUAUAACAAUAAGGAUGCAAAAGGAUUUAUCUACUUAGAUGUUCCAGAUACCUCAACCAAAGAAGGAGGCGUAAAAAUCGGGCUGUGUUUUGGCUCCAUUCCUGCAUAUUACAAACGAUUCAAUGGCAUCAUAUACUUCAUUGAUAUUGAAUAUCCAACUGCUCUUUACAAUGAGUUUGGAAUGGAAAGGCCAGUAAGGAGUAAAAUACACAAGAUAAAAUAA